Molecule: messenger RNA, 2883 nt
Organism: Durusdinium trenchii
Lineage: Eukaryota; Dinophyceae; Suessiales; Symbiodiniaceae
Source: the annotation of a GenBank genome assembly
AUGCUGACCUCUUCGCAAGCAGCCCGAUGGCUGCCGCGGGACUUUGUCGAGGCUUCACAGCUGGGUGGUGUGUUCACCAUCGUUGCGUACGCUGUGAUGCUCAUUGUUUUCAUGUGUGAGCUGAUAUCGUUUGCAAGCCCGCAAUAUGCCACGGUGUUGGCCCUGGACAAAGCCGGAAGUGACUCCCUGCAGAUCAACUUUGAUGUCGACGUCCACGACAUUGAAUGCAGAAACUUGCAAGUUGUCGUUUAUGCACAAAAUGGCAAAGAACGACUAAGCUCGUCAGGUGAGGACUUCUGGCUCCGAUCGAUUGAUGCGCAGGGCAAGCAGUUUGGUGUGGCGGUGAAGCCACAGGAUGCCCAAGGAGAAGUAGCGGAGGAUCAUGACAAGCAGAUGCAAGAUGUUCGCAAGCAGGAUGGUGGCCAGGAGCUCGAUUCUGAUUGGUCAUCCUCCCACGAUGGCUUUCGGCACAAGAGCUUGGAGCAUGUCAUCCAGGGCCACGACUUCACCUGCAUCAACUUCUUUGCUGGUUGGUGCAGCCACUGCCAGAAGUUUGCUCCAGAAUGGGAGAAGCUUGCUGACAAGGUGCAUGGCAAAGAUGGGGCUCCGAUGAAGUUCCCUGAUCGUGAUGGUGUUGAGCGGCAGGUCCGACUCAUCAAGGUUAACUGCGUGGACUUCCACGACGUUUGCGCGCCCCAGGGCAUCGAUGCUUACCCCACAGUGCGUCUCUACAAGGCAGAUGGCACUUUCUCAGUUUUUGAUGGCCGCCGAGGGGAGGUGGAAAUCAUUCGAUGGUUGGAGAGGAUGAUCAAAAUGAAGAGUUAUGGAUGGGGAGCUCACCAUGAGGUCUUUGAGCGUGGCUGCAAUGCCCGGGGCCGUUUGCAGGUGCCACGGGUGCCAGGCCAUUUGGAGCUCAUGGCUGGGGGUGGAGACCAGACACUUAAUCCAAGGAUGACCAAUGUGUCUCACACGAUCAAGCACCUCUCCUUCUCCGAUGCCAAUGAUGGCAAGUUUCAUCGGAAGGGGUGGUCAAACUUUCCCAGGGAGGUUACACGGAAUCUGGCACCCUUGGAUGGUCAACGGUUUUUGACUUCUAGUUUCCACCAAGCGUACAUCCACGACUUGAAGGUUGUAAGCACUGUGUCUGGCAGCCAGACUACAUACCAGUUCCAGCACCAGGCACGUGUUUCGCAACUUCCGGAAGCAGAGAUUCCGCAGGCGCAAUUCCAUUACGAUAUCGAGCCGUUUUCGAUCUACGUACGGAGAGAUGAUAAGCGGUGGUACGAUUUUGGCACGUCUUUGUGCGCCGUGCUCGGUGGUGCCUUCGUCGUGAUGCGGCUCAUCUCGCGUUUCUCUUUGCACAUCUCUGCUUCACUGAAGCAUCUUUUCCCUGGUGCGAAAGUCGGGAGGGCUGGCGCCAUGAGUAUCGGCCUUUAUGAGUUUGUGGACAUUCCCAAUUGCAGCCAGCUAGGAGUCUGGAAUCAUGAGGCGCCAGUGCUCGCCGGAGCUCUUGGUUUCUAUGGCAACUUUGGUGAUGGAGUGCCUGGCACGUUGGCGCGCUUUCGGCUGCCACGGGCAGUAGCUCUUGAUGAGAUGCAACAGAGGCUCUAUAUCUCAGAUGGGGCUAAUCAUGCCAUCAGGCAGCUGAAUUUGAGCGACCAGAAUCUGACUACAGUGGCAGGCAAGCUGGGAGUCCCAGGCUACACAGAUGGUUCAGAGGUGUUGCUGCGGGACCCGAAUGGACUUGCUUUAGAUGAAAGUCGUCAGGAGCUUUACGUUGCAGAUCAGGGCAACCAUGUGGUGCGUCGGAUUGACUUGACAACUGGAUUCAUCUCCACCAUCUCUCCCGUUGGACCGGAUUCUCUAAAAUCUCCGAGCGGGUUGGCACUAGCAGAAACGCUUUUCGAGAGAGUCUUGUACAUAGCAGAUUCGGGAAACCACCAAAUCCGAAAGCUGGAUUUGGUGACCGGCAAUCUCUCAGUUGCAGCGCCAGCCUUUUUCGAGCAUGCCGCUGGCUUGGCUUUUGACAAGCUAAAUGGCAUUUUGUAUGUGGCAGACCAAGGAGUUCAUGCUGUGUUUAGCUUGGAUAUGACCUUGGCUUCGCCUGCAGCUGGCUUAGUUGCAGGGCAGCCUGGCUAUCCUGGAGGUCCUGGGGACGGUUCUACCUUCAUGAGCCAUGCCUUGAAAGCACAGCUGAACCGCCCGGAUGGCCUGGCCUUGGAUUCUCAAGGGCAAAGGCUUUACAUUGGAGAUGCGACCAAGGCCAUCCGCAUGGUGGACCUCACGAACCAAAACAUGACCUUAGCGGCAAUUCGAUCCAGCUUUCAACAUGAGACAGGACAUUUGGGACCUAUUGGUUUGGCACUUGGCAACACCACUAUACCUGGAUUCAAGGUUGAAUCCAUUUAUCAUAGACCUCUGGAGGGUGGCCCUCCGCAAUUUGGCAACUACUUCUACUUUCGAUCUUCCAUGGGCUAUGCAGGUGGCUACAAGAACGCGAGUGGCAUUCUCAGGAGCCGCCACUACCGCCGUGGUGUGCUGUUGUGGGUCGGUUACAUUCGAUUCUUUGGGGAACGCUACGGAAUUGGUCCUGAGCGCCAGUCGUCACCGGAAUUGGACAACACCGGAAUACGAUACCCACCUCCUGUCUCUUCAGAGGGUCAGUUUGAGGUUAAUGACACCAUCCUUGUGCCCCAGCUCUUAGACCCAGAGGAAGAGGCAAAACAAAUGCUGUACUUGGCAGAGGGCCACCUCUACACGGUACGAUCGGUAGACCUUGGUGCGCCGAGCGAGUCUGCUUGUGGAGAUCCCAAUGUGACAGGGCUUCCUGAAUCUCUUUGGGCAUUGGUGCCUUCCGAAGCCGGUGGGGGCUACACUCGCUAA